GAUUUGUUUUCUUCUUGGUGUUGCAUUAUUUGUCAAGUUGUGAAAAUAUAAACUGCCUAUAGAAUUGCAAAUUUUAACUAGUUAUCGCAUACAAAUUUAAAAGUAAUAAAAACAAUAGUAGUAAAUGUACAAUAAUCUGUGUGAUUUACGCAGUUUAAGGCGUGGCAAAGUAAAUAAAGGAAACUACUAAAAUCGGCGGUGCUAAAGCGUUUCCGUUGCCUUUGUAUUGACAUUCGAGGAAUUUCAUUAACGCCAGACAAAGCGAGUUUUCUGAUUGCAUGCAAAUCCAAAACGAAGUUUUGGAAAAUUUUAUAAUAUUUCGUUUAAAAACUAAAGUAUUUCAAAAACAUCGUGUUUAAUUUAGCUAACCGGUGUAUAAUGUUUAAUAAACACUUAGCAGCAAAUUCGGCAAUAAUGGAGGCGCUGGAAACACCACCUGGGAUAAGGCCGGAUGCCGCAACGCGUCCAACCAAUGCCGCAAGCGGUGAUUUCACAUCAAUCGACUGCUGCACACCUGUUGCCAAAUAUGAGCUGCCCGAUAACUCCACAGAUCAUUCAUUUCUACUAAUGGAUGCUGAAGAAAACUUACGCAUACCGACAGCGGAACGUUUUCGUCAGCGACUCAAAUGUAGCGAUGAAACAAAAAUCAAAGUGAUCUCCAUAUUCGGCAACACUGGUGAUGGCAAGUCGCACACCAUGAAUCACACUUUCUUCGAGGGCGCUGAGGUAUUUAAGACGUCAGCGGAGCAGAAUUCCUGCACGAUAGGCGUAUAUGCUGCGCUGCAGCGCAAUAUGGAUGUGCUCUGUCUGGAUACGGAGGGCCUGUUGGGCACAUCCAAACAGAAGAAUCGACGCACGCGCAUGUUGCUGAAGAUACUCGCAGUGUCGGAUAUUGUCAUUUAUCGCACACGUUCCGAGCGCUUGCACAGCGAUAUGUACGAGUUUUUGGGCUCUGCAUCGGAAGCAUUCAGUUUGCAUUUCGCGCAGGCACUACAAUCGCUGCCAGUGCCAGGCACAGCGCAAACGCUUGGGCCCGCCGUCUUUAUCUUCCACGAAACGCAGCACACAAAUCCGCUUGACAGCUCUGUUGCUGAAAGCGCCGAAGAUCAAUUGCGCAAACACUUCGACAUGCAUAACCAUAAAAUUAACGCGUUCAGCUCGUUGCGUUACAUUGGCGUACAGACGCCGAAACACAUGUCCACCGAUUAUAGCAAACUAAAGAAUGCCAUCAAAUUGGAAAUCGCCAAUACCACCGUACGUUCGCCACGUCAUCCCAGUGUUGUGUUCAAAGCGAUGAAUGCGCUCAAUACGAAAUUCUCCGGUGAGAUUAUUGAAGAAGCCAUCAAUCCGUUUCCCGAGCAAUUUUUCACCUGCCCGGUGCGUUGUGAGGCAUGCAAUCAGCGUUGUCAACGUUCAAUGGGUCAUCUGAGUGACGGCGAUGGGCAUAUGAAUCAAAACCAAUGUAAUUAUCAACAUCAGUAUGACAAUAAGAAGUAUAUGUGUGAGAAAUGCUACAACAAAGGAAAAUUGAACGUCGUCACAUUUAGCACACAAACGCGAAGUGAUAGCUCAUGGUCCGGACUGGCCAAAUAUGCAUGGAAGGGCGCCGUUAUUGAUUGUCCCACAUGUGGCGAAAUUUAUAGAUCACGCCAAUAUUGGUUUGGCAAUAAGUCACCAGAAGAGACGGCUGUUAGAUCUAUUAUUGUGCACGCUUGGGAGCCAAAAGGUCCCACACACUCGGCACAAAUGGUGCUGGAUAAAGUAUCGACGCUCGGAGAUGCACUGCCGAAAAUACAUCCGAAUGCCGUAACCGGUUGGUUAGCCGACUGGGUAGCGCCCAGUUAUUGGAAGCCAAAUAGUGAAAUUAUUUGUUGCCAUGCAUGUAAGAAAGUUUUCGAAAAUACCGGUUUGCUUAAACAUCAUUGUCGCUGCUGUGGUGAGGGUUUUUGUCACGCAUGCAGUAUGAAACGGUUGCCAGUACCAUCGCGUGGCUGGAAAGAUCCGGUGCGUGUGUGUAAUAUAUGUUAUACGCUGUUGCAGAAGCAGCCGAAUGGUGUACCGGCAAAUACAACCGAAGCAUUUAAUCAUACCAAUUCCAAUUCAAAUUCAAAUCCAAAUAAUAAUAUCACAGGCCAAACAACGACCGAGCCAGCUGACAUAUGUCUGCGCCAAAUCGGUGAGGUAAUCAUCAAUCCGUUGGGCAACAUAACGAAGGGCGCUUACGAGUUUACCAAAGGCAUCAUCAAGGACACUGCACGCCCCUCAUACUGGGUAUCUGACGGCAGUUCGCCCACGUGCCACAUUUGUCAGACGCUGUUCGGCACAGCCGAAGAGCUAGCCAUAGCUAAGGCAAGCGGCGCCCCCGGCAGCAGUGCAUGCGCAAAUCACACCGACACACAAGCAAAAGAGAAUAUUGCCAAUGGCAAUAUGAGUGACAGUGUCGCCAGUAAUUUAUCGAAUGGCGGUGGCAAGUGUAAUAAUCAACCAACGCCGAUUGGACAUUGUCCGCGUCAUCACUGUCGGCGCUGCGGUCAAGCGGUGUGUGAGAAAUGCUCACAACAACGCCAGCCAGUGCCGGAGCAUGGCUGGGAUGAGCCAGUGCGUGUCUGUGAUAAGUGUGCCGAUCCAAAGCAAUGCGAACCAAACGCUAGCAGCAGCAGCAGCAAUAAUGCUAAUAAUGUUAGCGUCGAUUGAAUGUGCACACAGCGCAUGCGCAUAUAAUUAUUUGCUUUAUUAUGAUUUUGUUUUUGUUUGAAGUUUGCAUUUAUACGCAUACGCCACUUGCACGUGGUGGCAUUUGCACAUUGGACUGAGCAGCAAAAGGCCUAAAAAUCGUUUUCGUAAAUUUUCACGCAUAAAUACAUACAUACAUAACCAAUGCUACAUUUUUUCCAUUGAUAUUCAUUUUUACACAUUGUAUGCGUGCAAAUUAAUUACAUAUAUACAUACUUAUGUAUGUAUAUAUAUAUGCAUAUAUAUAUAUAUAUCUGAAGCAUAUAAGCGUUUAAAGACCCAGUGAAAUGUUCAGCUAUGCAUUUCUAAAUACAAACAAUGGUCAGUUGAUUUUGAAAUAAAUGGUCAGUCGUACCAUAAGUAAAUAUUUUAUGUUUCUAUGACAAUGGUAAAUUAUUAUAACUGUGCUUUUGUGUUAAAAUAGCAUAAGUCGUGUUUGCCUAAUUAGUUAUUUGGAUUGUUAGUAAAACUCUAUCUCUGCUCUAAGCCAACUUAAUUCGUUGCACUCAAGUAGUUGUACUGUUCGAGUUGUUAAACAACUUAAAAUCACAUAGAAGCAGUAAGCGAGCGCCGCUUAACUCAAAUUCACCACUUUUGUUAAAGUCAACAUAAGCUACUUUUGCAUACUGUCACCGUUAUAAGAGUUAACAACUCGCACGCAAAUUAUUUUUGCAAUGAAAUUUUACUCGACGCUGCGAAAUAUGAAAAAAAAAAUUUCGCGGCGCAAACAUGUUUCAAAAAAAUAAAAGUAUUUUUAAUUUACAGUUACUACACAUAUGCACUUCUUUUAAGUUUUUUUUCUUGAUUUUAAAACUUCAAAAACCUGCAAUUUACCGUUAUACGCUUCAUAUUAUACAUGCAUAUAUAUAUAUAUACAUAUAUAUGUAUAUAUGUGUAUAGAAAAAUUAAAAAAUAUUAAAAAAAAAAAAUCGAUUUACUUUCAAAAGGCUACAAAAUUGUAAUGAAUGAUUGUGAUACUUGAUAAGCGUUUAUAUAUAGUUAUAUGAUUGUUUAUUUGUAUGCAUUGUGUGAUGCUAAAUGCUAUCCCCAAUUUAUAUUUACCACUUAGAGUUACUAUAAGUUGCAUGGUAAAAUAUAAAAUAUAAGCUACAUAGGUAUGCUACUAAUUUCGGCGUUGUUAUGUAACCUUACCAGCGCAAGUAUGUGCAAUUUGUUGUUAGUCGAAAAGAGAAAAAAAAACAACAUUUGACUACAACAAAUAUGUAUAUCUUGCUAUAUACAUAUAUAUAUAUAUACAAAAUUGUAAUAAAAAAACUAUGUUUAUACGCUAACUUAAUGGAUUCAGUGUUAUGCUAAUUUAGUUAAACAAUUUAAGUGAAGUGAAAAGUAGUUGACUUGUAUCCAAAUAAAUUUGUUUGUCUGAAAAUUUA
Messenger RNA from Zeugodacus cucurbitae (melon fly), 4124 nucleotides. Its product is annotated as zinc finger FYVE domain-containing protein 1. The transcript is spliced from 9 exons. The record is from RefSeq and is a predicted model, not a curated record. Bases 379 to 2694 code for a protein of 771 amino acids. Gene Ontology annotation, molecular function: metal ion binding. Lineage: Eukaryota; Metazoa; Arthropoda; Insecta; Diptera; Tephritidae.